AUGCCACCUGCUAUGGAAAGUCGUUCCGCCUUGAACAUGGCUGCAAACACGUCCCAAAGCAUGAUGACAGAAACUCACAUCCAAGAAAAUCUCUUCGACAUUCCCCCUGACCUGGACUUUGCCGCCCUCGAUUUCCUAUAUGCACCGCGGUGGGCCACCGACAGCAUGUCCUUGGCGGAGGGGCUGGAAUACCUGGCGUAUUUCACCAGCACUCGGGGAAUGGGGGCAUUUCUCAAAAAGAACACUCUGCGUGAACGGCAGCGACUGGUCUUAGAGGAUGAAGUGAGGAAUCUUCCCGGUAGUGGCAUACUAACAAGCCUCUAUGAUGCAAGUCCGUUACCAGACUUGUGUUUCGACAAACUGGCCACCGACUUCACAACAGACGCCGUCUAUAACUUUGACGCAUCGGUCCUAGACUUCACCAUCAGCAGCUUAGACCCGCUUGAACUGAAAGCCCAAGACAUCAUUGCCCGCCUGGAGACCGUCGUCGUCGGCAAACGUGACAAAACCGUGAUAACCAUCGACUGGGAUCCCUCUACGCAAGAGCUGUGCCAUUCCUUCUUUACACCGUCUACCAUCCGUCGUUACCUGGGGUACUUUUGGUCCCUAUGGUACCCCAACUGUCCCAUAGUACACCGGCCGUCAUUCAAUCCCCAGACAGCACCCGCCGCUCUGGUCGCUGUAAUGGUCAUUAUUGGUGCUUGUCUAUCACCGCAUGAGGAGGAUGUGAAGGCUGCAGAAAAUUGGUUGGACAGUGUGGAAGAGUUGGUAUUCACUGAUAAUCGUUGUGAAGAGCCAGUCCAAGGAACUCCAACAUCAUCUCGCUUUGAUGAGCAAUGUGCCCGGAAGAAACGACGCAUAGAGAGCAUCCAGAUGACAUACCUCGCGUGCUCCUUGCAGAAGAGAGAAGGCUCUCUGGAGGCCCAGGCCCGGAUACGGAGAUAUCGCCAUGCCACCAUGGUCACUAAGCUUGCAAGAGACAUUGGCCUGAGCUCGGGGAACCAUCGAACCCUCAGUCUAGAUAGCCCGUCGUCUUCGUGGUGGGAUCAAUUCUCGGCCGAAGAAGAAUUGAUCCGGUGA
Molecule: messenger RNA, 1080 nt
Organism: Aspergillus terreus NIH2624
Lineage: Eukaryota; Fungi; Ascomycota; Eurotiomycetes; Eurotiales; Aspergillaceae
Product: transcription factor domain-containing protein
Exons: 2
Coding region: 1-1080 (359 amino acids)
Biological process (GO): regulation of transcription by RNA polymerase II; DNA-templated transcription
Cellular component (GO): chromatin
Molecular function (GO): DNA-binding transcription factor activity, RNA polymerase II-specific; zinc ion binding; RNA polymerase II cis-regulatory region sequence-specific DNA binding
Source: RefSeq, a predicted model, not a curated record